AUGGCCAGAGAUAGUUUAACAGAUCUAUUGGGGCAGUUAUCUGUCCAUUCUUCUCAUAAUGAACAUUUCCAAGUUGAGAAAACGUGCAUCGAGCUGCUGAACAGUGGCUGUGCUAAUCCGAACGUUGUUUUAAAGCAUUGUUUGGUUGCAAUAAUCAAACAGGAUAAGUAUCAGCAGGCACUCAAGGUUCUAGCGAAACAUAAGGUUAUACACGAGAAAUAUGCAAGUCAAUUUCGCCUGGAAAGAUUAUACAUCUAUUACAAAUUAAAUAAAGUUGAAGAAUUCGAGAAAUUGUAUUCCUCUAUUGUCACAGAUGAUAUAGAUUCUCUAUUGAGUAAGUCUGAAUCACAACUAAGUUCACUGAGAGGGAUUCUACAUGUGAGAGCACAGUUCUGUGUCAAAAAUGGUUUCGAUGAAGAAGCGUUAAAAAUCUACAACUAUUUGGCUUCGCAUAAUAACAAUGGUCAAGAUGAUAAUGUUGAGCUUUUAUGUAACGUCAGAGUACCUUUAACUAGCUCUCCAGAAUUGUUGUCUGAAAAUCCAACUGAACUCCAUGUUAUUGCUGACUCUCAUGAUUUGUUGUUCAAUCAAUCUAUGAUCUUGAGUGCACAAGGGAAUUUUGAAGAAAGUAUCUUUUUACUGGAAAAGGCUCUACAAAUGGCUACUUCAGAGGACUAUAAAGAUGACAUGAACUCCAUCCAACUGCAAUUAUCUUAUGUGUAUCAAUUGGCUGGUGAAAAAUCGAAAUGUAAGGAACUUUUAGAACCUUUACUAGAAAGAUUACCAGCGGGAACUCCAUUAAAACUAAUUGCUACGAAUAAUAUUAAAUCAUUUAUUGAUUUCUCUAAAUAUAAAACCAAUUUCAAUCUACUUGCCAGAGAAUUAAACGUCGAAAAAUUGAACUCGUUCAAUUUGCAAAAAUUCACAUAUGAACAAUGGUCACUUUUCCAGCGCAAUUGUCUCUUUAUCCAUUUAUUUAACAAUGUCGAUAUCCAGUCAAAGUCAACAAUUUUGUCGCGCACCCUAAGCACAUAUUCUAAGAUUGUGGAUAAUGUUGUCAUAGAGCCCUACAAGACACAAGCUAGGAAAUUAUAUCAUAAUGCCGUAAACACUAUUAAAAGUGGAACUCAAGGAAGCGUUAUAGGUUUAACUCUAUUGGCUGUUCAAUUGUUGGUGGUUGAAAAAGAGUGGGAUAAUGCAAUUAGAUUAUGUGAAUUAUUUUAUAACAAAUCUCAAGAUGAGGAAAAACAAAUGACUGAAUCAAAGAAAACAAUAAUAUACGUCUUAUUUGAACUUUAUAAUGUCUCCAAUAGAAAUAACUCCAAGAGUAUAUUGUUGAAAAAAAUUAUGAGUUCUUUUAUUCCUACGACAAGUGAAUUCGAAUUCUGGAAGCAUAUCGGCUUUCAAUAUUUAACAGUUAAUGACCCACGUAAUGCUAAAAACAUAUUUAAAAUUAUCUCCGAAGGUAAAGAUGAUACUCUUAUCAAAGGUGUCCUAAAUGAAGAAGAUUUUAGUAUUGAAAAGGGUGUUGGAUUAGUUAAUAGCAUUGAUGUUGACGCACUUAUUGAAGCCGGUAGCAAACCAUUGGAAACUAAAUCAUCAAAGCCAAAUACAUUUCCUAUCAAUAGAAUUGCUAAAAAGAAACACGAUUUAACUAAGAAAAAGAGGAAGGCACAAAAAUUGAAGAAAUUUUUAGCAACGCACGAUGUCAAUGGUACUAUUGAUCCUGAGAGAUGGUUACCUUUAAGAGAUAGAUCUACUUAUAGACCAAAGAAGAAGCAGUUGGCCAAGCAAACUCAAGGUGUCACGAUGAGUAAGAAAGCCGAACAAGCUCUAGAUAUGUCCAAGAAGAAAUCUACUAAAGCACAAGCAUCCAAAAAAGCUACGAAGAAAAAGGGUCGUAAAUAG
Messenger RNA from Kazachstania africana CBS 2517, 1908 nucleotides. RefSeq names its product signal recognition particle subunit SRP72 (gene SRP72). The transcript has a single exon. NCBI's taxonomy places the organism in Eukaryota, Fungi, Ascomycota, Saccharomycetes, Saccharomycetales, Saccharomycetaceae. Gene Ontology annotation, cellular component: signal recognition particle, endoplasmic reticulum targeting. The record is from RefSeq and is a predicted model, not a curated record. Gene Ontology annotation, biological process: SRP-dependent cotranslational protein targeting to membrane. The coding region runs from base 1 to 1908 and encodes 635 amino acids. Gene Ontology annotation, molecular function: protein binding; 7S RNA binding; ribosome binding.